UAGAUUUUUUAAAUCGAUAUGGUGUUCUUUUCUUGCAAUGCUUGUGGUGAUUCACUAAAGAAAAACCAAGUGGAAAAGCAUUACACAACAAAAUGUCGUCAAGCCAAGUCAUUGUCCUGUAUUGACUGUAGCAAGGAAUUCUGGGGGCAAGAAUACGAUAAACACACAAAAUGUAUAUCUGAAGAAGAGAAGUACUCUGGGAAAAACUAUGUACCAAAAGCAGGGGCCAACAAAGGGGAACAGAAACAGAAUCAGUGGCUAGAGCAAGUACAGGCUGCCAUAGAUAGUGCCCAAUCUGACAAGAAUGUACUACAUCUGUUACACCAGAUUAAAGACUAUCCGAACAUCCCUCGCAAACAGGCCAAAUUUAAGAAUUUCCUGAAGAAUUCACUGAGAGUAAAGAAGGAAUCAUUAGUAGACGAAGCCUGGAACCUUAUAAUGAAACAUGCAGAGCAGACCAAGACAACUGAGGCAAAAUCUUCAGAAGCUAAAUCUAUGAAUGGAAACCAUGAACCACAGUCGAAAGCUGAGACAGAAACAGGUCAGAAAGAUCAGACAAAGAAAGAAAAGAAAGAAGAAAUGAAGAAGGAGAGGAAAGAGGAAAGGAAGAGGAAGAGGAAAGCAGAGGAAAAUGGUGAGGUCAAAGAGGAGGGGGAGGAGAAGCCAAAGAAAAAGAAGAAGAGGAAGAAGGAAGGAUGUGAGGAGGGGAUGACCAAUGGAGAACUGGAGGAUAGUACCUUAACGCAGGAUCCCAGUCAGGACAAGCAAAUGGAAGAAGAAGAGGUCAAUCAGGAAAAUAUGGAUGAGAAGGGCAGUAGAGUAAAGGCCAAAUUUGAUUGGGAGGAAGUUAUAACUGAAGUCUUAAAGAAAAAAGGAGAAAUUCCACUCAAAAAAUUAAGGAAAAAGGUUCUAGCUGAAUAUGCCUCAGUGAGAGGGGAGCCAGGAUCAGAAGAGAGAAUUUUGGCCAAAUUCACGAAAAAAGUCAACAAGAACCCCAAAUUUAAAGUUCACAAAGAGAGAGUCAAGUUAAAGAACUAGCAAGAAUUGCUAACAGUAAUAUUUUUUUGGUUCUUCCUUGUUACUGUGUUCAGUAUCCUGGUCAAGAUUUUAAACUGCUAAGACAAAUAAAUUGAGACAUUAUAUUUAUAUUGAUGUACAAUUUUCAAAUGCAAGCAUAACUUUGAACAGUUUUAAGUUUUAUGAUUUUAUGUGGAUGUUAUUGCAGUUUUCAAAUAUUUUUCAUAACUGUGAAUUAUGAAUAAAUCAACCCAGUGAAAGUCAUUGUAAAUGACUCAAUAUAUUUAGCUCACCUCAACGAAGUUGGGGGAGCUUAUGUAAUACCC
This is a messenger RNA of Saccostrea cuccullata (small rock oyster), 1343 nucleotides long. Its product is annotated as cell growth-regulating nucleolar protein-like. Gene Ontology annotation, biological process: negative regulation of transcription by RNA polymerase II; rRNA processing. Gene Ontology annotation, cellular component: nucleolus. The record is from RefSeq and is a predicted model, not a curated record. Bases 19 to 1038 code for a protein of 339 amino acids. The transcript is spliced from 8 exons. Gene Ontology annotation, molecular function: DNA binding. Lineage: Eukaryota; Metazoa; Mollusca; Bivalvia; Ostreida; Ostreidae.